GGAUAAUUUUAAAUUUUCCCUCUUUCUUUCCCUUCCCUUUACAAACAUGUCUGAAAAUAUGAUUGAAUUAAUCAACAAGAUCCAAGAUGCCUUCACGACCAUUGGAGGCAAUGAAAGUUUAGAUCUACCGCAAAUUAUCACGGUCGGUGAGCAAAGUUCAGGAAAGUCGUCCGUCUUGGAACACAUUGUCCAGCGCGAUUUCCUGCCUCGAGGCAGCGGUAUCGUCACACGUCGACCUCUUGUUUUACAGCUCGUCACGAUUCGUAAUAAUGCCGAGGCAUACGACUAUGCAGAGUUCUUACAUUUACCCCAACAAAAGUUUUUCGAUUUCAACGAUGUUAGAGCAGAAAUCGUUCGAGAGACCGAUCGUGUCGCUGGAUCCAACAAGGGAAUUUCAAGAACUCCCAUUCAUUUGAAGAUUUAUUCGAAAAACGUACUCAAUUUGACCAUCAUUGAUUUACCGGGAUUAACAAAGAUUCCAUUAGGUGAUCAACCUCACGAUAUUGAUGCUCAGAUUAGACAAUUAGUAGUAGAUUAUAUUUCAAAGGUCAACAGUAUCAUUCUAGCUGUAACCCCUGCAAACACUGAUUUGGCCAACUCCGAUAGUCUGAAGCUAGCAAGACAAGUAGAUCCAACCGGCAAGAGAACGAUAGGAGUACUGACAAAGCUGGAUUUGAUGGAUGCUGGAACACAUGCAUUGGAUGUCUUGACUGGCAAGUCUUUUCCUUUAAAAUUAGGGUUUAUUGGGCUGGUUAAUCGUAGCCAACAAGACAUCAUCACGAACAAAUCUUUGGAUGAUGCUGUGAAAUCUGAGCAACUGUUCUUCCAGUCUCAUCCUUCGUAUCGAAAUAUGUCUCAGAGAUGUGGAUCCUUGUUCUUGUCUAAGCAAUUAAAUCAAAUUCUUGUAAAUCAUAUCCGUGAAAAGUUACCAGACUUGCGAUCGAAAUUAAGCACGUUGAUAGGACAAACGCAGCAUGAAUUAUCACAAUACGGCGAUCCUGCAUUUGCAGGAUCCAUUCAUAGGGGUUCGCUUAUUUUGAAAUUACUCACGAUGUUCUCGACCGAAUUCGUAUCGUCGAUUGAUGGCACAUCUUCACAUAUCUCCACCAAAGAGUUAUCAGGAGGAGCACGCAUUUAUUUCAUUUUCAAUUCAAUUUUUGGUACGGCGUUAGAUUCUAUUCAACCAUGCGCCAAUUUGACGGAUCAAGAUAUCCGUACAGCCAUCCGAAACUCUACAGGCCCUCGAUGUUCGUUGUUUGUUCCGGAAAUGGCAUUUGAUUUGUUGGUACGACCCCAAAUCCGAUUAUUAGAAGCGCCUAGUUUACGUUGUGUCAAUCUUGCGUACGAAGAGCUGUCAAAGAUCUGUCACACUUGUGGAAGUAAAGAAAUUUCAAGAUUCCCCAAAUUGCACACGAAAUUGGUAGAAGUGGUAUCUGAAUUACUUCAAGAGAGAUCUGGCCCUUCUUCGGAAUAUGUCGAGAGUUUAAUCGCAAUAGAAUGUGCCUAUAUCAAUACGAAUCACCCUGAUUUUCCUGGUGCAGCAGGUGCCUUGGAGGAGAUGCAAAAGAAGCACAAGGAAAUGGAAAAGUCGGAAAAGAAGCGACUUGCGCGACAACAAAUGAUGAUGACGAUGAAUGGUAGUGAUCCUAUUACGUCGUCUUCUAUGGGCACAAGAACACAUCGCUCCAUGUCUAUUUCCUCUGUCACCUCGUCCUCUUCUCCACCCAAGGAUUCAUUUUUAAAUUAUUUUUUCAACGGAAAGAAUGAGGGAUCAAAACCAUCAGGGUUAUCACAAUUAUUAUCCGUGGAGGAAGAUGCUGGAUUGGAGAAGCAUUUUGCUAGCAGUGUUUCUGUGAUGCAUCACGAAAUGCAGCAAGAUAUGAAAUUAAAGAGUACAGAUAAAGAUGAUAAAGAAGUAGAGUUAAUCCGCUAUUUGAUCACAUCUUAUUUUAAUAUAAUUCGAAAAUCUAUUCAAGAUCUAGUUCCUAAGGCGAUUAUGCACCUGUUAGUUAAUUUUACAAGAGAAACUGUACAAAAUCGAUUAGUUUCAUCAUUGUAUCGUGAGGAAUUGUUCGAUCAACUUUUAAAAGAGGACCCUGCUAUUGCUUCUGAAAGAGAAAGAUGUAAAGCCAUGUUGGACAUUUAUAAAAACGUCUUUACACUUAUAAGCGAAGCCAUGUAAAAAAGAGAUAGAAUAUGAUGAUGAUCUGUAUAUAUAGAACCACCCUACACCACGCAUAUAAUAUUUUUUUAAUAAAGUUACAAACAGAAUAGAGGAUUGUUUAAUACACAUUAUU
Molecule: messenger RNA, 2297 nt
Organism: Mucor mucedo
Lineage: Eukaryota; Fungi; Mucoromycota; Mucoromycetes; Mucorales; Mucoraceae
Product: Dynamin central region-domain-containing protein
Exons: 7
Coding region: 47-2182 (711 amino acids)
Biological process (GO): peroxisome fission; mitochondrial fission
Cellular component (GO): microtubule; membrane; peroxisome
Molecular function (GO): GTPase activity; microtubule binding; GTP binding
Source: RefSeq, a predicted model, not a curated record